Trifolium pratense (red clover) is the source of this 3665-nucleotide messenger RNA. Its product is annotated as titin homolog. Bases 107 to 3331 code for a protein of 1074 amino acids. NCBI's taxonomy places the organism in Eukaryota, Viridiplantae, Streptophyta, Magnoliopsida, Fabales, Fabaceae. The record is from RefSeq and is a predicted model, not a curated record. Gene Ontology annotation, molecular function: nucleic acid binding; zinc ion binding. The transcript is spliced from 5 exons.
UUCAUAGUAGUAGUAGUGAAAAGAAUCGAUAAACCCUAAUUUGUACCAUCGCCGCAUCGGUUAAAUUCACCAUCUUUGCAUUUCUCAAUUCAUCGCCGAUAACAAAAUGCUCACAGAGGAGAAACCCGAAGCAUUUGCUACACCGGAACAGAAUCACGAAAACGGUAGUAAGAAGAAGAAGAAGAAGAAGAAGAAGAAAAACAAUGAAACUUUGCCACAAUCGAUUGAACACCCUCAAUCUCAGGUAUCAUCUGAUCCCUUAGUAGUUACACCAAUCUCAGAAUUCAAAUCAAAUGAAAAAGCAUGUGAAGAAUUUGCGAAUACUCAAACGGCUGAGAUUAAGAAGAAGAAGAAGAAAAAGAAAAAUGUGAUUAACGGGGAAGAAUCAAAUGAUCCCAAACCCUCGUUAGACGCGUUGGGUCCUACAGAGUUUGAAAAUAAAAAAGAAGUGGAAAAAAGUGAAGUAUAUGCUGAAUUUGCGAAAACUCAAACAAGUGAGAAGAGGAAGAGAAAAUCAAAAAGUGAAACAGGGAAAAUGGGUGAGGUGGUGGUUGUGGAGAAUUUACUCAAUCAUGAUUCGGAACAAGUAAAUGAAAUAGAUAGGAGGAAGAGGCAAAAUAGUGUGCAAGAUGGGGGACAAUCCAAUGAGCACAAUGUUGAACCUGCUGAAACUGCUGUUCCAAUAUCUGUGGUUGAUAGAGAACUGUCUUCGGUGGAUUCAACAAUCCGAUUGAACAAUCAAGCAAACAAUGAGCACAAUGUUGAACCGGCUGAAACUGCGAUUCAGGUAUCUGUGGUUGAUAGAGAAGUGUCUCAGGUAAACUCUGAAUCCUUAGUUGUUACACCAAUCUCAGAAUUCAAAUCAAACGAAGAAGCACAUGCAGAAUUUGCGAGAACUCAAACAGGUGAGAUUAAGAAGAAAAAGAAGAAAAAUAAGAAGAGUGUGAUCAAUGGGGAAGAAUCAAAUGAACCCAAACCCUCGUUAGACGUGACACUUUCUACUGAGUUUGAAAUUAAAAAAGAAGUGGAAAAAAGUGAAGUAUAUGCAGAAUUUGCGAAAACUCAAACAGGUGAGAUUAAGAAGAAAAAGAAAAAGAAGAAGAGUGUGAUCAAUGGGGAAGAAUCAAAUGAACCCAAACCCUCGUUAGAGUCUAUGGGUUCUACAGAGUUUGAAAAUAAAAAAGAAGUGGAAAAAAGUGAAGUAUAUGCUGAAUUUGCGAAAACUCAAACAGGUGAGAAGGGGAAGAGAAAAUCAAAAAGUGAAACAGGGAAAAUGAGUGAGGUGGUGGUUUUGGAGAAUGUACUCAAUCAUGAUUCGGAACAAGUAAACGAAAUAGAUAGGAGGAAGAGGCAAAAGAGUGUGCAAGAUGGGGCACAAUCCAAUGAGGACAAUGUUGAACCGGCUGAAAUUGCGGUUCAGAUAUCUGUGGUUGAUAGAGAAUUGUCUUCGGUGGACCCAACAAUCCGAUUGAACAAUCAACCUGCAAAUUUAGUAGAGCAAAAGGAUGUGAGAAAAACAAGGCAAGAGAAGCACUUGGAGCUAAUGAAGAUGCAAAGUAUAAUAGCAAAAGAUGAGAGGAAAAAAAGGCAAGAGAAGCACUUAGAGAUAACGAAGAUAGCAAAGGAAAAGAGAAAAAUAAGGCAAGAGAAGCACUUGGAGCUAAUGAAGAUGCGUAAGAUAGCAAAGGAAGAGAGAAAAAGGUUGACGAAGAAAAGAGUUAGCGAUGAGAGCAAUAAGAUGCAAGCGGAAAGUAAGUAUGAACUCAAAAGUACAGGGGACCAAUCCAAAGAACACAAUGCUGAACCGGCUAAAACCGCGGUUCAGAUAUCUGUGGUUGAUAGAGAAGUCUCUUUGGUGGACCCAACAAUGCGAUUGAACAAUCAACCAAACAAUGAGCACAGUGUUGAACCGGCUGAAACUUCGGUUCAGAUAUCUGUACUCGAUAGAGAAGCGUCUCAGGUAAACUCUGAACCUUUAGUAGUUACACCAAUCUCAGAAUUCAAAUCAAAUGAAGAAGCAUGUGCAGAAUUUGCGAAUACUCAAACAGGUGAUAUUAAGAAGAAGAACAAAAAGAAGAAGAGUGCGAUCAAUGGGGAAGAAUCAAAUGAACCCAAAUCCUCGUUAGACGUGACGGUUUCUACAGAGUUUGAAAAUAAAAAAGAAGUGGAAAAAAGUGAAGUAUAUGCAGAAUUUGCGAAAACUCAAACAGGUGAGAUUAAGAAGAAGAAGAAGAAAAAGAAGAGUGUGAUCAAUGGGGAAGAAUCAAAUGAACCCAAAUCCUCGUUUGACGCGACGGUUUCUACAGAGUUUGAAAAUAAAAAAGAAGUGGAAAAAAGUGAAGUAUAUGCAGAAUUUGUAAAAACUCAAACAGGUGAGAUUAAGAAGAAGAAGAAGAAAAAGAAGAGUGUGAUCAAUGGGGAAGAAUCAAAUGAACCCAAACCCUCGUUAGACGCGACGGUUACUACAGAGUUUGAAAAUAAAAAAGAAGGGGGAAAAAGUGAAGUAUAUGCAGAAUUUGUGAAAACUCAAACAGGUGAGAUUAAGAAGAAGAAGAAGAAAAAGAAGAGUGUGAUCAAUGGGGAAGAAUCAAAUGAACCCAAACCCUCGUUAGACGCGACGGUUACUACAGAGUUUGAAAAUAAAAAAGAAGGGGGAAAAAGUGAAGUAUAUGCAGAAUUUGGGAAAACUCAAUCAGCUAAGAAGAGGAGGAGAAAAUCAAAAAGUGAAACAGGGAAAAUGGGUGAGGUGGUGGUUGUGGAGAAUGUACUCAGUCAUGAUUCGGAGCAAGUAAACGAAAUAGAUAGGAGGAAGAGGCAAAAGAGUGUGCAAGAGGGGGCACAAUCCAAUGAGGACAAUGUUGAACCGGCUGAAACUGCGGUUCAGAUGUCUGUGGUUGAUAGGGAAUUGUCUCCGGUGGACCCAACAAUCCGAUUGAACAAUCAACCUGCAAACUUAGUAGAGCAAAAGGAUGAGAGAAAAAGGUUGAAGAAGAUAAGUGUCAUGGAUGAGAUAAAUAAGGAUAAGAUGCAAGUGAAAAGGAAGUAUGAACUCAGAAGUAGAGGGGAGGAAAAAACCAAUUCUGGGAUAUGUUGGGCAUGCCGAGAGCCCAAUCACUCAAUUAAACAAUGCCGAAAGCUUAAAUCUCUCUCCAAGGAUGAGGAAAUUUGCUUCUUUUGCGGGGAAAUCGGGCACUCACUUGGAAAAUGCUCAGUAUAUAUAGCAGGUGGAGGAAGGCUUGCUAGGUGCUUAUUCUGUAAUUUACAUGGGCACUUCAGCUUUAACUGCCCAGGACAUGGUCAUUUCCAAGGAGCGGUGGCCGGUGGAAGCUGAAAUGAAAAUCCAGUGCUGAGAAGGGAUGCAAUUGUCUGUUUUAAAUAACUUAGUAACUUUUUUGACAAAAAAUAAUUUCAUAACUUUGUUUUAAAUACUUUUUUCUGUUAUAAAAUUGUUUUAUUUAUUUAUUUAUUUUAUUUUUUUGCAUUUUUCUUUGUGGUUAAUUUUUUGGGUCCAUUAGCCUAGUAGCUAGAUUCACUAUAAUUGUGGAGAAUAUGAGAUUCAAACCCCGACCCUUCAAUAAUGUCUCUAGUAAUUACUACCAACUGAGCUACUUUAGUGGACUUUUCUUUGAUUACUUAAAUGCUAAAAAUGUUAUAUUAGUUUGUAA